Messenger RNA from Cladophialophora immunda, 793 nucleotides. RefSeq lists its product as uncharacterized. The coding region runs from base 101 to 607 and encodes 168 amino acids. The transcript has 3 exons. NCBI's taxonomy places the organism in Eukaryota, Fungi, Ascomycota, Eurotiomycetes, Chaetothyriales, Herpotrichiellaceae. The record is from RefSeq and is a predicted model, not a curated record. Gene Ontology annotation, cellular component: cytosol; mitochondrion. Gene Ontology annotation, molecular function: deaminase activity.
CAAUCCAUAAGCUGCUCUGGGUGGGAAUCUUGGAUCUACAAAACCAGCAGGUGGCACAUCAAUAUCGCGCCCUUGGACGGACUUCUCCUCCCAAUUCCUCAUGUCCACGCCCUGUCGAAGCAUCUCCCAUCGUCUAAACCAUUCCCCGCGGUAUAUCAAUCCUCUCUUCUCUCGCUCGCUGCUCUGUCGACAACAGUCUCGCCAGUUCCGCAUCUACCCGGCCAAAAUGUCGUCCGGAUUAACUCCCAUUCUCGCGAAAGAUGCUUGCCCUCCUGCUGGGCCCUAUAGCCAGGCCAUCAAAGCCGCCGGCCAAAUUUGGGUAGCAGGACAGAUCCCCGCCGAUUCGACUGGAAAAUUAGUCGAGGGCUCUAUUGCUGACAAGACCGAGCAAUGCUGCAAGAACAUCAAGGCCAUCCUGGAAGCUGGGGGAAGCGAGAUGGGCAAGGUCGUUAGGGCUGGGGUCUUCCUCUCCGACAUGAAGCACUUUGGAGAGAUGAACGCCAUGUAUGAAAAGUACUUCUCGCACAAACCGGCGCGGACUUGCGUUGCUGUACGGGAACUACCCAAGGGCGUUGACGUCGAGAUCGAAGCAAUCGCUCUUCAAUGAAGCUUUGGCUGCGAACCACGCUUACAGAUGUACAAAUCCUCCCCGUGGGGUUCCAUAAAAGUCACUUAAGAACGCCAUGGCAUUCUAACUGGUAGACCAAUCCGAUCCUUGACAACAAACCGUACCUCUGGAGGUCGUCACAGCUUGCUCCUGCCUUCCUCCCCAUAGUGCUCAUCUAGCUCCACC